AGAGCAGCACUGGCUCAGGUCCGUGUGCAGCCGCCUCCACUUUGUACUCCUGGGGAAGGAAGAUCCGGGCUGUGGGGGGAGGGGCUGGGCGCGGGUCAUGCCAGCACCUCCCUGGGCAGUGCUGACCAGGAGACUGGGUGCUCUUCAUCCAGGCCAUCCCAGCCGGGGGAAUCCUGCCUCCCGUCCUCCUCCUGGCCCGUGCCCUCUUCAGCCUCUUGCUCUUCUCAUCCUCAUGUGUCCUGCACACUUGAUGCUACCUUCAGCUUCUCCUCCCGGACGGUCCUGCAGUUGCCCUCACCCCGUCCCGGCUGGACAGUGGGGUGUUUGCUAAAUUGUGCAUUGUACUUUCAAGAACACCUUCAGUGGUCUUUCUGUGGGGAGAAUCACUCCGGUGUUCCUCACUCGGCCUUUCCAUUUUUCUCCUGCAGGCAUGGUUGCCUUUCAGCGUUCUGGGAUUUUCUGUGUACUUGGGACUGGAAUGUAAAGGUCUCAAUGACAGCACUUUGUAAGCUAAUGUCACUUUGCGAUGUUCGCCACCACCGUGGGCAUGCUGUAAUCUGUGCUCCUUCCUUUUCUUUCUAGAACGAGAUCGGCAGCCCCUUGCCCGCCCGAGUUCUCGGCUUCCUCUGGGGGCGUGUGAAUGGCCUGCCCCCCCCAUGCGUUGUGUCGCAUCUCUCUCUUGCUGCUUCGUGUCUGGCGGGGGUUUGGGUGGUUCUUUUGGCCCAGCGCUGCCUCCGCUCUGCGCUCGCCCUUCCCCGGCCCCAGGGUCCGUGUGCUGUGUGGUCAUGCCUCCAUUUCCUCGGCCCUGCCCUGGACAGAACCUUGGUUGGGGACGGCUGCCUCUCGGCCACGCAGGCAGAGUGGAAGAGCUCUCGCUCCCUGCCCUCGCGAUUGAGCCCGGCCAGGCAUUGGGGUGCCCUGCACACUUGCUUCCGUUGUUGAGCUUCCCGAGCUUUGGCUGCGGCUCAGUGGUCCUGCUGUCAAAAGCCCGAGCCUUUGCUGUCCAAGCCCGAAGGCCCAUCAGUGGUAGCUGCGGGUAUGGGAAACUGAGUCCUGGAGACCCUGGGCGGAAGAGAUCGGUGUUGGCAUAGACCUCGGGAUUGUGCAAAGCACCAGGAAAACUCUCCAGAAGAUGCAGAAGGGUCGUUGCGCCAGAGAGAACUGCAAAUAUCUUCAUCCGCCCCCACACUUGAAAACGCAGCUGGAGAUCAACGGGCGCAAUAACUUGAUCCAGCAGAAGAACAUGGCCAUGUUGGCCCAGCAGAUGCAUCUGGCCAAUGCCAUGAUGCCGGGAGCCCCGCUGCAGCCAGUGCCAAUGUUUUCAGUUGCACCGAGCUUAGCAACCAAUGCAUCUGCGGCCUUUAACCCCUACCUGGGGCCCGUGUCCCCAAGCCUGGUUCCUGCUGAGAUCCUGCCCACAGCGCCCAUGCUGGUGACGGGGAACCCUGGUCCGGUGCCUGCGGCAGCAGCGGCCGCCGCACAGAAGCUGAUGCGCACCGACAGACUAGAGGUGUGCCGGGAGUACCAGCGCGGCAACUGCAACCGGGGCGAGAAUGACUGCCGGUUUGCACACCCCGCGGACAGCACCAUGAUCGACACGAACGACAACACGGUGACGGUGUGCAUGGACUACAUCAAGGGCCGGUGCUCCCGAGAGAAGUGCAAAUACUUCCACCCGCCCGCACACCUGCAAGCCAAGAUCAAGGCCGCCCAGUACCAGGUCAACCAGGCCGCCGCCGCCCAGGCCGCGGCCACGGCCGCCGCCAUGACUCAGUCGGCUGUCAAAUCACUGAAGCGACCCCUCGAGGCAACCUUUGACCUGGGCAUCCCUCAGGCCGUCCUCCCCCCGCUACCAAAGAGACCCGCUCUCGAGAAAACCAACGGUGCCACCGCAGUCUUUAACUCGGGUAUCUUCCAGUACCAACAGGCCCUGGCCAACAUGCAGUUGCAACAGCAUACCGCCUUCCUCCCGCCAGGCUCAAUACUGUGCAUGACACCCGCUACAAAUGUUGUUCCCAUGGUGCACGGCGCUACGCCAGCCACUGUGUCCGCGGCCACCACAUCUGCCACAAGUGUGCCCUUCGCUGCCUCAGCCACGGCCAACCAGAUACCCAUAAUAUCUGCCGAACAUCUGACUAGCCACAAGUACGUCACCCAGAUGUGAGCUAUCAGCAUUCAACAAUCACACUGAAGAGGAAGGGCAGUGUGCUUGGUUAGAAGAGCGGAUGGGGUCAUUAGCCAUACUGUAUAUACCCUCGAGCAACAUCAAAACCCUCAGCCCACGACAUCACUAGUGCAUGUUAACCGGAAGAAGAGACCACGCGGCGCCACUGCACACUGUCGCUGUACACUCUGUACAUUGAAUCGAUAUUUGUGCUGAGGUGAUACUCCUGUCCUAAAGAACAACAUUCAUUCUUUUCUAGCACAGAGUUAUGCAUACAGAUGUGCAUACCUAUUUAGUUUCCUAUGUAUCCAUACCAUUUUGAAAAGACAGACUAUGGUGUAACCAUGACUCUAUUAUUAUGUAUUGGUACGUCUGUAGACCAAGGUAUAAUUUAAAAAAAAAAUAAGUUUAUUUCUUUCAAGGUUUACAAAUAACAAAGGUGCACCUUGUAUUUAAAAUUGCCAUUAUAGAUGAGAGAGUGCAUGCACAGUCCUUUUUGUUUAAGAGUAAUAUUUUUACUGUACUGGAUCGUGGGAGGGAGCUGACAGAUGAAUGUGCCAAGCGAAACCACGACUGUGUCUGUUGUAAAGCACACCUGGCUUUAAGUACCAUGUUGUCAAGGAUUUCCAUGAAGUGCCAUAGACUGUACAUCGAGCUAGAGUAUUAUUUCUUCAGUGUUAUUAUUUCCAGAGCCACAUUUUGUUGCUUUCUUGCUAGUUCUCAUCAAUCAAAGGGCACCAUACUUUUUCUUUUUGAAACCAAAGCUGUCUCAGAAAUGGCGAAACUAACUUUACAGUAACAAUAGACAGCACAACACAAACUCUCAAUACAAAUAAACUCACAUACUGAAGAUAUAUAUAAGAUAUAUAAAUAUAUAAAAUAUAUAAUUACUUUAAUGCACUCUAGUGUAAUAUUUAUGCAUACUAUACUAUAUAACAUGUUAUUCAAAAGGGAUAUGCCAUUUCUGAGACACAGUAACAAAAAAUGAUGAAAUUAUUUUGCUUCUAUAUUUAUAGCCUCUGUCAAGUCAGAAAGACUCUAAACGCUUUGCAAAAAUGGUUUUAUGUUUGCUCACGUGCUUCCUCACAGUCACAUUUAAAAUAGUGACUCUAAAGAAAGACAAGAACAGCACUGUCAUCAGAUGCAUGAUAAACCAAAAUAUGAAAAUGAGAAAUGUUUAAUUAACCUAGUAACUGGGUGGGUUAAUAAGUACAUGGGUGAAUUUUAUAUGUGAUUUUUUUUGUUUUGAUUUGUUCAGAUUAACUGCAUAUAGCCUUAGAAAGCCUUUUACAAAAUUAAAAAAAAUAGAUGUGCAUUCAGUUUUUAAGAAUGGAUUGUCCAAAGGAAUUCCUUUUUUAGUGGGUUGGAUGUGGAAGCUUGUAGAGGAUAUUUUUGCUCUGCCCAGCAGCUCGGAGGGGCACUGGCACGGGGCCAGGUCACUGGUAACUCUUGUGAGGAGUGGGAGAAGAGAGGGUUUGGUUGUAGAACCUUCCAUACUUCCAGGUUUACUGCAAGUUUUUAUGCUUGAGAGAAAUGCUUUCUAAUAUAAGACUGGUGUGUUGAUUUUACUGAUUGCACUGUGCAUCUAUUAAAGCCUUAGAUUAUGACAUUACGGGUUGGAACCCAUACCAAUGUAAUUUCAGUCAUGUUGAGAGAGUUACGGUGACUUCAUAUGUUAGUGUAGUUUAGUUCAUUACAGAAUGUUGCUUAUUAUUUCUUGUUAAAAGGUAGUUUUUCAUUUCCUACAUUUAUUAGAUUUUCUUUUCUAUUAACAAUGGAAUACCAUUUCAGUUUAUAGACUAUUGUUUUAUUAGCUUUUACUGAUGAAUUUUUCAAAAUACAAAAAAAGUAGGUUUUCUUCAUAACAUACUUAGUUUUGAAUUACAUGUAGUGUCCUAUGAACAUUCAUAUUAUUAACUAAAUGAUUUAUAUUUUACUGAUUUAAUAUUACAGUAUAAGAAUGUCAGUCAUUGUUAGUUCUUGUCUAGUUUUCAUUAAAAGAACAAAGAUCUUUUAUAUGGAUAUCUUAUAAAUAUAUAAUCAUUGCUAAGUAAGACAUUAAGUUGUUGCUGCUGCAGCAAUCCUGGCAGACAAUUGAGUAAUAUUUUGAUGAUUUAUUUUGUUUGUAAUUAGUUAUUAUAAGAAGAUCUAGAGCCUAGAUAUUAGAAGAAAAUUUAUUUUCUACUGUAUCCAUUUCAAAUGUUAAAAUAUUGUUUCAUAUUUUUGAAAUCCCUGAAUAUCAGGCCUUGUUAUAAAUAAGCUGCAUAAUCAAUAAAUAGAACAAGGGACUUUCUGUUGAUAAUCCAAAUACUCAAAGUUUACGUAAUGAGAAAUAGAGCGUGUGUGCAAACUCUUGAGGGUAAAUUAUGCUGCACUUCGGCAUGUCGGAGAGUCUAGAGAGAAGGUUGACUUUUUGCACUUCUGUAUAUAGUCAAAAGAGAGAAACCUGUAUAAUAGUAAGAUCUUAUUUUGAAUAAAAACGUCUAUAAUUACAAGGAGUUUUGUUAAGGCUAAUAAAAUGACAGACUGAGCAAAAUUGCUUGCGAAAGAGGCACAGAGUUAGCACUCUACCCCUUCAAACAUGUCGCUUUGCUUUUUUUGUGGACAGCUUGUAGUUUGCCAGGAUUUUUUCAGCCGGAAAGAUGGCGCCAUCCUCCUAAGAUCUCAUGACUGUCAAAAGCUCCUUUGGGCCAAACCUGCCUGGAAGGUCAUUACCGCAAACGGCAGGCGCUUUGAACACUGAGAUCAAAUCAUGGAUCAAAUAGUCCUUACAUUGUUCAAAACUACUGCAUGUUUAAAACUUCAACAACGACGACAAAAGUGAGGGAAAGAACUAUACUAUGGUCGUAUAAUAUUCAAAUCAGUUUCUGCCAGUUUCACUGGUGUAGUAUUGUUCACACAAAGAGAAAUGUUCAAAACAAGUAUUGACUUUCAAAAAAAAAUUAGAACCAUAAGCAGGCAAACCAAACAGCACACUGUAUCUAUAGUUGUUAUGUGGUUGUUUUUAAUUGCUGUAGGAUCCCGUUCUUUCAGCAGGUGAAAACAAAAAUCCAACACAGUUGAGUUCCCCCGGUUGUCCGGACGCCGGACGCGGGUUCAAGGAGCCGGUGUCGGGCUUCCUGCGCUCGGUGGCGGGGUGCCACUGGCCGGCCUAGGUCUGCUGUGCCGCCCCCCCUCUGCUGAAAGGAGAAACAUGCUUGGUUUUAUAUUAUGUAAUCACAACUUACUUUCUGCUUGUAGUUGCUUAAAAUUAUGUAUUUUGUCUUGGGCUGCAAUUUGCUUUAUGCUUAUUUUAUUAUUACUGCAGUAGUUGACUUUGCUGUAUGGAAAAAUAAAGUGAAAUUGCCCUAAUAAAACUUCUCUUUCUUAAGUA
Molecule: messenger RNA, 5537 nt
Organism: Perognathus longimembris pacificus (Pacific pocket mouse)
Lineage: Eukaryota; Metazoa; Chordata; Mammalia; Rodentia; Heteromyidae
Gene: Mbnl1
Product: muscleblind like splicing regulator 1
Molecular function (GO): metal ion binding
Source: RefSeq, a predicted model, not a curated record